AUGCUAUCGAACUUCAAGAACCUGAUCAAGAAGAAGGACCACAACAGCCCCGUUGCGGAUGAAUUUAGAUGUUAUUCCGAGAUAAUUCCUCGGUACCGGAUCGAGGCGCAGAUUGGGGAGGGCGCCUUCUCCAAGGUGUUUAGGGCCCUGGACACGGUGCGCAACGAGGAGAUCGCCAUCAAGAUCAUUGACAAGUCCAGCAUGACGAUACAGCAGAUCAAUGGCAUUUUGAAAGAGAUUGCCAUCAUGUCCAAGCUAGAUCACGAGAAUAUCGUCAAGUUGCUGGCGUACAAGAACAGCAGCAAUUCGCGGUACUGCUAUCUAUUCUUAGAACUAGUUCAAGGAGGCGAGAUUUUCAACCAGAUCAUCAAGUACACCUAUUUCUCCGAGGACCUGUCCAGACAUGUGAUUGUUCAGGUGGUAAGGUCCAUCAAGUACCUUCAUGAGCAGGUGGGUGUGGUUCACAGGGACAUCAAGCCUGAGAACCUGUUGUUCGUCCCCAUCCCGGUGGUGCCUACACCUGUCCACGAGCAGCGCAGACGUCAGUCUGAUGACGCAAACAAACUGGACGAGGGCAAGUUCAAGGUGAAUGUUGGUGCCGGUGGAAUUGGCACAGUAAAACUAGCAGAUUUUGGUCUUUCCAAGGUUUUAUGGGACAGAAACACUAACACUCCGUGUGGAACGGUUGGCUACACUGCCCCGGAGAUUGUCAAAGACGAGUACUAUUCGAAGUCUGUUGAUGUCUGGGCAAUUGGGUGUGUUCUGUACACGCUGCUGUGUGGCUUUCCUCCUUUCUACGACACCGAUCCCAGGAAUCUGGCUGAAAAAGUGUCCAAGGGCGAGUACUGUUUCCUGAGCCCCUGGUGGGACGAGAUCUCCAAAGAGGCCAAAGAUCUUGUCUCGAACCUUCUGACAUUGGACCCAAGCAAGCGGUACACUCUUGAUGAGAUUCUGCAACACCCUUGGAUCUUGCAGAACUCGCAAAUCACCGAGCCUGCGUUUGAUGCUCCGCCUCCAACCACCCACAACUCUCAGCUAUACCAACACUUCAACGACACUUCUGAGAGUUUGCAGACCCCAAGGGCCGAGGCUAUCAAACUAAUGUUUGACACCAGUGCUGCAAUGCAUGCGGGAGGAAACAAUAUGUUAGCUGCCACAGCGGUUGGCAGUCCCAGCCAUCUCACGGCUUUUGGAAUUGUCGAGGAGGAAAACGAAGACAUGGAUGUGAUAAAAACAAAUGCUCAGCAUCACAUUGACCAUGGCUCCAUAUAUGACUCCUCGAUAUCUGACUCUGAUAGUGAUUCCGACUCGAACUCCAAUUGGGAUCACCCUAGCAAAUCGCCCAUGAUGAGAAGACGGAUGUCGUCUUCGAGCAUCGUGAAACCCAGACGGCAAUCCACAGUCUCGUUUCUGGACUCUGUCAAACCAAGACAACUGUCCAGAGGUCAUCAUAACGACAUUCCUCGAACACCUGAUCCGAGCAGGAGCGUUUCCAGUUCUCUGACAAUGCAAACCUCGGAAUCUUUUGACUUGAAGAUUGGAGGCUCGACCAUGCUGUUGAGAAGAAAACGUGUUGGCUCUUCUGGAUGUGGCCCCAAGGCACCCGAGGACGAUCCGUCGCCUUCUGAGCUUGAUCCUCCUCUGGCUUCUGCUAUUUAUUGA
This is a messenger RNA of Kuraishia capsulata CBS 1993, 1662 nucleotides long. RefSeq lists its product as uncharacterized. The coding region runs from base 1 to 1662 and encodes 553 amino acids. Gene Ontology annotation, biological process: protein phosphorylation. Lineage: Eukaryota; Fungi; Ascomycota; Pichiomycetes; Pichiales; Pichiaceae. The transcript is spliced from 2 exons. The record is from RefSeq and is a predicted model, not a curated record. Gene Ontology annotation, molecular function: protein kinase activity; ATP binding.